GUCUAACCGCGAUGCUGUGGGCUGUGGCCGGCGACCGUGGGCUCCGGUGCGCGCGCUGGCUCCCUCGGGCGGCGGGCUGGGACCUGAGGCCGGCCGCGGCCGGUGCUGAAGGCUCUGCAGUUUGCCCUCAGCGCUUAGAACGAUCUCAUUUCACUGAUAAGAACGGUUGAUCCGGAACACGGGAGGGAGGGUAAAUAAACCUUGUAAAUUAGGUUGGAUGCCAGCUGUGUGCACGCCCACAGAGAGGCAAAAAGACGUAGUAAAAAAACAUGCACACCACCAUAAUUAGGUUCUGGGCUUUCAAAGGCUUGACACUAUGCUGACAACUAAAGGAAGAAUGUGUAUCAUUCACUUGGGGUCUGAACUGCUACUGGAGCGUGGGAUAAAAAAAGAGACUCCUGUUCCAGCUGAAUCGAAGCCUCCCCGAGAAAUAUUUUGAGGACUGUUAAAAUACAUGCAUUGGAUCAAUACAUGAAUUGGAUCAAUUCUGCAACCCUAAGAAGAUUGGAUUUUUGGCCAAAGUCAGUAUCUUGGACUAUAGUUAAUUUAUCAAGCAUGCUGAUCCCAUUUUCAAUGAAGAAUUGCUUCCAGUUACUUUGUAACAGCAAGAUCCCAGCAGCUGGCUUUAAAAACACAGUAAAAAGUGGGCUCAUUCUACAGUCGAUUUCCAAUGAUGUUUAUCAAAAUCUGGCUGUAGAAGACUGGAUCCAUGACCAUGUGAAUCUAGAAGGCAAACCAAUUCUUUUCUUUUGGAGAAAUUCCCCCUCUGUUGUAAUUGGUAGGCAUCAAAAUCCUUGGCAGGAAUGUAACCUGAAUCUAAUGAGAGAAGAAAGCAUAAAACUGGCUCGGAGAAAAAGUGGAGGAGGAACGGUCUACCAUGAUCUGGGUAAUAUCAACUUGACUUUCUUUACAACCAAAAACAAGUAUGAUAGAAUGCAAAAUCUGAAAUUAGUUGUGAGAGCUCUGAAUGCUGUCCAACCCCAGCUGGAUGUGCAAGCUACCAAAAGAUUUGACCUUUUACUUGAUGGACAGUUUAAAAUCUCAGGAACAGCCUCUAAGAUUGGCAGGACAACUGCUUAUCACCAUUGCACUUUAUUAUGUAGUACUGAUGGGACCUUCUUAUCUUCUUUGCUAAGGAGCCCUUACCAAGGAAUCAAGACCAAUGCCACUGCCAGCAUACCUUCCUUAGUAAAAAAUCUUUUGGAAAAAGAUCCCACUCUGACCUGUGAAGUACUGAUGAAUGCUAUUGCUGCAGAGUAUGCUGCUUAUCAUCAAAUUGAUAAUCACGUUAACCUAAUAAACCCAACAGAUGAGACACUGUUUCCUGGAAUAAAUAGCAAAGCCAAAGAACUACAAACUUGGGAGUGGAUAUAUGGCAAAACUCCAAAGUUCAGUGUUAAUACUUCCUUCCAUGUGUUACACGAACAGUCACACUUGGAAAUUAAAGUAUUCAUAGACAUAAAGAAUGGAAGAAUUGAAAUCUGUAACAUUGAAGCACCUGAUCAUUGGUUGCCGCUGGAAAUACGUGACAAAUUAAAUUCAAGUCUUAUUGGCAGUAAGUUUUGCCCAACUGAAGCUACCAUGCUAACAAAUAUAUUACUUAGAACAUGUCCACAAGACCAUGAACUACACAGUAAAUGGAAUAUUCUCUGUGAAAAAAUUAAGGGAAUAAUGUGAUUCCAAGUAAAUUUCUCAAUACAGUUUCAAUUAGAAAAUAAAAUUUCUCAUACAUGUACAUUGUAUGUC
Molecule: messenger RNA, 1746 nt
Organism: Microcebus murinus (gray mouse lemur)
Lineage: Eukaryota; Metazoa; Chordata; Mammalia; Primates; Cheirogaleidae
Source: RefSeq, a predicted model, not a curated record